AUGAACUUCCAGCUUGUGGUUGUCCUCGUCGCCGCCCUGGUGGCCGUUGUCUCGGCUGCCGGAGGGUUCAGGCCAAUCAGCUACGGUGGUGGACAGUUCAACAGGGGUGGAUUCAGCAACGUUGGACGCCUGAACAGCGGCUUCGGCGGCGGCGUCAGCAACUUCGGCAGCGGCUACGGCAGGGGCGGCAACAGGUUCAUCGGCGGCGGACAGCGGUUCAACAGCGGCUUCAACAAGUUCAACUCGGGCUUCAACUCUGGCUUCAACUCCGGCUACGGCGGAGGUCGUCUGCUCGGCUCUGGCAUUGGCGGCGGCUCCUUCAACCAGUUCCGCAGUGGCGGCAGCUACUUCUAG
This is a messenger RNA of Amphibalanus amphitrite, 354 nucleotides long. Its product is annotated as abscisic acid and environmental stress-inducible protein-like. The coding region runs from base 1 to 354 and encodes 117 amino acids. The transcript has 2 exons. The record is from RefSeq and is a predicted model, not a curated record. Lineage: Eukaryota; Metazoa; Arthropoda; Thecostraca; Balanomorpha; Balanidae.